GUUCCCUGACUCCUCUUGAACUCUGGAGUUUUCUUUCCUUGUAGCAUCUCCCUCCCCUUUCUGCCCUGGCUGCACAAAUGUGCUCAAUUAGGGUUAACUCAAACUGAAUCAAACUUCGUGCCUGAGGUUGGAAAUCUUCCCAGUCAACUCACCACAGCCACAUAGCAUGGUGGGAGACAAGGCGAGAGGGGAGAUGAACGCUUUUCAGAGAAACGAAUCCAAGGAAACUUUGUUCACUUUUAUUUCUGCAGGAGAUGAUCCCCCCAAAGGAGAUUUCCCUCUUCAGAAAAAAUCCCCGAAACUCUGUGGCUCCAACUACCCCCUGAGCAUUGCCUUCAUUGUGGUGAAUGAGUUCUGUGAGCGCUUCUCUUACUAUGGCAUGCGAGCUGUCCUGACACUGUAUUUCUUAAGCUACUUCCACUGGGAUGAGAAUCUCUCCACUGCUGUGUACCAUGCCUUUUCUGCGUUGUGUUAUUUCACACCUGUUAUUGGCGCCAUCAUGGCAGACUCAUGGCUGGGGAAGUACAAGACGAUCAUCUACCUCUCCAUUGUGUAUGUUGUUGGCCAUCUGAUAAAGUCAGUCGGUGCCAUUCCAUCCCUGGGCAACCAGGCAGUUCAUGUGGUCCUGUCUAUGGUUGGUCUCUUUUUGAUCGCCCUUGGAACAGGAGGGAUCAAGCCCUGUGUCUCUGCAUUUGGUGGGGACCAGUUUGAAGAAGAACAUACCUCGGAGAGAAGCAAGUUUUUUUCCAUCUUCUAUUUAUCCAUUAAUGCUGGAAGUUUGAUCUCCACGUUUGUAACUCCUGUACUAAGAGGGGAUGUGAAAUGUUUUGGAGAGGAUUGUUAUGCACUGGCUUUUGGCGUCCCAGCAGCACUGAUGGUGUUGGCGCUUGUUGUGUUCAUUGCUGGAAGUGGACUGUACAGAAAAACACCACCACAAGGAAACGUCUUGCUGGAAGUGUGCAAAUGCAUCGGUUUUGCUAUUAAAAACAGGCUGAAAAACCGCUCCCGUGAGAUUCCAAAGAGAGAUCACUGGCUGGACUGGGCAUCAGAAAAAUACUCGAAACAGCUGAUUGGGGAGGUUAAAAUGGUGACUCGUGUUCUCUUCCUCUUCAUACCACUGCCAAUGUUCUGGGCCCUGUUUGAUCAGCAGGGAUCCAGGUGGACUUUGCAAGCCACAAAAAUGAAUGCUGAUUUUGGAAUAUAUGUCCUUCAGCCUGACCAAAUGCAGUUCUUAAAUCCACUUCUUAUUCUUGUCUUCAUCCCAAUUUUUGACCUUGGACUCUACCCCCUGAUAAACAUGUGCAAAUUGAAUUUCACACCUAUUAGGAAAAUGGCAACAGGUAUGAUCCUUGCAGGGCUGGCAUUUGGACUUGCAGCUGUUAUAGAAGUCAAAAUAAAUGAAACCGAUAUGCCUCGACUUGUCCCAAAAGAAAGUUUAAUUCGGGCCCUGAAUUUGGCAAAGAACCCUGUUCAAGUGACAAUCCAAGACAAGGACCUAUUUCAGCAGCCUGUGGAGUCUUUUCAGAACCCAGCUGAGUACUCAAAAUUAAUAUUGAAUGGAGAGCAACAAAGUCUUCACUUCACCCUGCAACAUCAAGGAUUGACUCUUGCUUUUAACUACACCGUGAAGGAAAAAUCAGUAUACAGCUUAAUUGUUUUUGAGGCAGAAGGAAGCCUAUCAAGCCGCUUAAUUACAGACUUGGAAGCAAAGCCAGAAAAUGGUUUGGCAGCUGUUAGAUUCAUUAAUGGUUUGAGCCAAGAUGUCAACCUCACCAUCGAUAGCAAAAGGUUCAUUGCUGUUCAGAAAAACUACAGUGCUUCUGAGUACUCACUGCUGGAGAGGGACAUAUAUAAUAAUGGAAAAUGCAUAACUGAAACAGGAGAGUUCCCCCUGGAGCUGGGGCUGCUUGAUUUUGGUGCCUCAUACACUGUUGUGAUAACUAAUAUUUCUGGGGGUGCCGUUGAGAUGUGGAAAUCAGAGGACAUCAAAGCCAACAAUGUCCAUAUGGCCUGGCAGUUACCACAAUAUUUAUUGAUAUCUGCUGGGGAGGUGAUGUUCUCCAUUACGGGUCUGGCCUUCUCCUAUUCUCAGUCUCCAGCCAGCAUGAAGUCGGUGCUGCAGGCAGGCUGGCUGCUCACAGUGGCUGUGGGAAAUACCUUUGUGCUCAUUGUUGCCGAGGCUGCACCAAUGGCACAGUGGGCUGAAUUUGUCUUGUUCACUGUUCUCCUCUUUGCUGUGUGCAUUAUUUUCUCCAUCAUGGGAUAUUUCUAUGUCAGUGUGGAUCCAGAGGACCUAGAAGAAAAGGAAGAGAAGAGAGAGACCUCAAGCAGAGGAAACAUGAUUGGUCUUGUUACUCAGAAAACAAAGCUCUAACACAUCAUGGGUUGGGAUUUUUUUUUUUUAAACUCAAUUAUGAGAAAGUAAAAGAAGGGUGGGGUCAGUGUUAUUUUAUUUUAGAGCGUUGCAGUCUUUGUUACUCAAAAUGUAGCCACCUUAUAAAUGGGACCAAAUAGCCCUCUAUAAAAACAAUGGGGGUCCUGAAAUCAGAGCAAAACUCCCUGGGAAAGCUCCUCAGGUAUUAAAAGCCCUUAUUAGUAAUUACAGUGUAAUUUACAACCUGCCCAUCUUUUUAAGCAUGGAAUGCUUUCCUAUGAUUUUGCCUUAAACAUAUAUUUAGGGCAGCAGGGAGGAAGGGUGGAAGGAAUGCCAUAUGACACAAAAAUCUGGAGAUGUUAAGAGAGAAGAAAGAGGAAAAACUAGUAUAGGAAUUAGGGAAGAAUAGCUGUUAGUGACAGAAGGGAUUUUAAUGCUAUCAUCAAGGACUGUAAGGGUUACACACAGUCCCAAAGGCUUUCAUCAUGUAACUCUCCUUAUGAGUAUUUCAUCCCAUUAUUGCAUGUUAUGAAUGGUUCUGAUUUAUGAUUUUCACCUUCAGGCUCAGAAGUAAUAACACAGAAUUAAAUUCUGCAGGCUAAAAUAUUCCCAAAACACCGCUGACGAAGACAGGCAUGCUACCACCUCUCCAAUACCCAUUUUUUUUCCCUUAGAAGUUUUUAGCAACUGAUGGUGUUCUUUGAUUAGACAUGAUUAGAGAAUUGGUUUAUGCUUUCUUAUUUCAGAAUUCCAGGCAGUUAUUUGCCAUCUUCCUAUACAUUAAGCCUUUAUUGGGCAUUUCCUUUUACAGCACCUGUCACUGCAAGUUAGGAUAUGGCUGAUUUCUUAUCUCAUGCCUCAGUUAUUCCCCACUGGGAGACAAGUUGCAGUAGUUUCUAUAAAAUUCCAGGACUCCUGCAGUGAGUUAUUUACAAGGAUGUACUUUAUCAUUUUUUCAGUCUACAAGAGGAGACCAUGGCAUAUGAGAUUUUUCUUUUUCCUCCUUGUUUUUCCAUCCCUACCAAACUUUGGAUAUAGCAAUUUUAUUGGAAUUGCGAUAUAAUUGCCUCAUUUUUUCUCAAUUGCGUGAAGCUGUGGUUUCAUGUUCUGCAUAGGAGUAAUUCAACUACUGCUGAUCUAGUAAAACUCCUGAGACAGACCCUGCCUUCCUCUGUCACUUCAAGGCCACAGUUAUAACAGGUUAUAAUCCACAGUUAUAAUCCAAGCCUAAUUUAAAAAAAGGUUCUUAAUAGGCUCUUCAGGUUCACAGAGAACAGAUUUUAAAUUAUGCUUUCCUCUUCCAUCUUGGCAUCGGCCAUAGGUUGAUGAUACUUGGAUACAGGAGAUCACAAAAUACAUGUUUAAUUUAAUUCCUAUUCAGGACAGUGCUAGGAAAUACACUCAGUUUGACACCUCAGCUCCUUUGAUGUGCUCCCAGUGUGUAUCUUCUUGAAUAACGCUAAGAAAACACAGCUUUUUGGUUUGUAACUCACAGCAUAAGAUUGCUAUCUCUGCUUCCUGUCCUAAAUGGGCAUGGACUUUCACCACUAGUUCACACCUGCCUGCUGUGAAGUAGCAUCUGGGGUUGUGCCAGAGGGGGACCAUGGUCUCAUCAGAUAAAUGAGAAGAGGCUGCAGAUGUGCACGCAGGAACACUUGGGGUGGUUCAGUCCAUGCAGAGACAUUUAUUAAGCUGUGGUGGCUGGAUCCAGGCAGCUGAACCCUGCAACUCCAUGGGGAAUGAAGGGCAUUGAAAGCCACCUAUUAGGUCAUCCAACCUGCUUCUCAGAAGCCAAGUGAGGAUUAUUCCCCUCUGUUCUUUCUGGUAUUGUUCUCCUGCUGUGAUUCUUUGUGUAGGUUCGUUCUCCUCCAAGCAUUGUUGUUUUCCUAAUCCCAUUUUAUGACACACUGUGAAUCAGCUCAGAGGCUGCUGAAUCACUCUGCUCUGAUGCUGUUUGACCAGCUUCCAAGUUGAAGCACUAAUAGAAAGCAUUUCUUCCUCCACCCACUGUAAACAAAACAAAAAUCCCCAAACUGAAGGAAUGGCCAGGCUCCAGUAGCACUGAACAAACACAAUUUAGAAUUAUUGGAGCAUUUAAUUUUUUAUAAGCCUUGAAUUUGCAAGUAUGUCGGGGUUCGAGGGCAUAUGUGGCAAAAAGACAAAUGAAAAUUAUUGAAGCACUUUCCUUGGGAAGCACUUGGUAAGCAGUUCAAAGCUGCAUGAGUGAAAGUAAGGUAUCCAGGUCUCUAAGACUACAUCUGCUUGAGAACUCUGGAUUUUGUUUUGGUUUGUUUGGUUUUUUUUGGUUUUUUGUUAGUUUUGUUUUGGUAUUUUUGGGGGGGAUUUUUUGUUUUAUUUUGUUUUAUUUCCUUAUUGGUGACACUACCAGAAGCUGUCACAGACUCUGAGCUUAAUUUAAAUGAAUUGUUCCAAACUCAUAAAAGAUACAUUUAGGAUGUCAUCUGUAUCUGCUUUUUAGACUCCUGAUGCCAAAUUGUCCCUUUCCAAAAAUCUCCAUGUUCCAAACUGUCACCAUAAUGCUGGGGGAAGGAAAAAUUGCAAUUCACAGUCGGGAAGAUUAUGAACAGAAAGGCAAUGCUGUAAAUAAAGUGCUAACAUGAGGCUGGGGGCUGCAGGAGCAGCCCCUCCCAGGAGCUGCUUGGGGGCCUGUAAGGCUCUGCUCACAAUUCUCUCAGAGAUGAACUGGUUGCUUCCCACCUGCUCAUCAUCACCUAUUGGAAGCUUUUUCCUUCUCUGAUCUGCUUCCUCGGUUGCUGGUAUGAUCCUUCCCCACUGCUUCAGCUGCUGUUGUAGCUUUGCCAAAUUGGACCCAUUUAUUUGGAAUGCACCAGCAGUUUGGAGGGAUUUCCACUGGCAUGCUCACAACCAGCCAGGAGCGGGCUGGGGCUGUAGCAAAGAGCUGCAGCAAAGAGCUGCCCCUUCUGUAGCUGGAGAAGGGGGGCAAAUAGCACAUUCAGCAUAGCACUUCUCAAGUUUUAGAGCCACAACUCCAUCCUUGGAGGCCUUGCAUCACUUUCAAAUGGACUCAAGACUGGAUCAAAGGUUUGGGACUUGAUUCCAUAGAGUAAUGGGGGUCUCUGGGUUUUUCUCCCAUAUGGUCACCUCAGAGAUGGGGCCAGGCUCAGCUCUUCAUACCAAAUUUUAGAAAAAUAUUCUUUAUUCCUCACAAUUCUUUGCUUUAGGAUCGCAGGGAGGAUCCAAAGUAGAGAUAAUAUAUGUAAAGCUGUAUGAACCUCUAUAGAGAAAUAGCAACCUGCUGCCUGUCCAUCUUCACCCUGUCACUGAAGACUCACAGCUGUUGAUGAAGCUUUCCCUGGCACAGAUUAGGGAAAGCUCACAUCAAGUGACCUACAGGAAUUACCCUUUCCAUGGACAGGAAAGAGGUGGUGGGAAACUGUAGAUGUGUUGCUGCACAAAUCUUCAUUGCAGGGGUUUGGCUUUGCUCUGUAAGUAUGUGUGUUUAUCUGUUUCUCUGAAGGGUGCUUUCUGAGGAAGAAUUUUUUGUGCAGAAAACUUCCCUUCAUUUGCACUGGCUGUUGCUAUUUUUCCCCUUAGAAGGUUGUAAGUGUGACCAGUGUUAUUUCCAGUUUUGCAUGAGAUAAGCAUAAAAGUGAGAUUGCAAACUCAGCAAAAUAACACCUUGGCUGUUGGUUCCUUAAACUUACCUCUUUUUCUGAGGCAGGCAGAUGACUUUAGGUAGCAAACUUCUCUGUGCAGCUUAAGGGGCUUGCAUCUCUCUUUUCUUUCAUCUUCCUUUCACCACAAUCCCAGAAGAUGAGCCCUGGCAGGAUGCAGCUGGUGUGUGCUGUCACCACUGACUAGGAAGCAAGAACCUGGCCAGGUCAGGAGCUGGUUCCUCUCUAGAUACCCAAAUGGGGCUUGGCAAAGUAGACUGAGGCAGGGCUGGCCCUGGUGGAAGUUGUGGUUUACUAAGCAGUGAUCUGGAUUUGAGUUUUAUUGUGAAAGGAAAGUGAGUGAAAGGAAGUUUUCACUUUACUUGGCUUUGGCAUAAGGCAAGGAAAAUGCAGAUUGGUGGGCAGGCAGGAAACAAAGGGCUGCUUGCUCAAGGUCUUCCCAAUCCCUCAAUGGACAGCUGAAGUUACAUUGAAUUAAUUGCAGACAAUAUGAGAUGAGAGAACAGGAAAGCUCAGAUAAUCAUCUAGGUGGAUGACAUCAGGUCUUUGAGAAGAGCACUCUCCUAGCUCUGGUGGUGAAGGGCCAUUGAGGGAGAUGGUCAGCCAUGGUUUGAAAAUGGGUUUGGCAUUCCAGAGUACUGCAAAAACCAGCACGAAGACCAGCACUGGUGGGUCUGCACUGACUGGAGAAGGAGGUGGCUGUACCCCAGCAAUGUCCCUAUCUUCCAUGGCAGCCACCAACUUGGCUUAACCUAUGGGACAGAACAAACAAGUGAAAGGUAAUGCAGAUGUGAUUAGCACAGGAGGAAGAGAUAUAAUUAGGGGUGGUUAACAAGUUUUAGCCAGGAUAGUGCCCAGAAGGAUAAUCUCCUUUUUUCUCUGCAUUGAAUUUCUUUGCUAAGCUACAAGAACCACUUUCUGGCACAAGCUGCUUAAACCUGGGAGAUCAGCACCAUGGCAAAUACCACAGCUGCUGAAUUUUGGAUGGUACAAGACUCUGUAUUUCAUUAUCACUACAUUUGUUAUUGUGAUACAAUUUUAAAACAGCAGUUAAGUCAUGCAUCUGGUCCCAGACGUUGACAGAUCUGGCCAGGGUUUUGCAUAUUGAUAGCUGGAUUCAUUAGCUGUUGAUAGCUAGUCUUUCCUGUUAAUGUGUGUGAUAAACCUCUCAUGUACAAGUACAUAUGGGGUCUUUAGAAUUCUCCAGCAAUUUAUAAAAAAGCCCCAAAGUUCCACAUGAAGCUGGUUUAACAUGAACUGUGGUGUUGCUUCUUUGAGGGAGCUUCCCAUGUGCUUUGUAAAGCAGGGACCCUCAUUCAUCUCCUCUAAAGUGCUCCCCAGAGAGACAAAAAUGAGGGACACAAACAUUUUACCUUGUGAAGGGCUCAUGUUACCUAAUGGAAAUGGCAUGAAAGAAAAUAAUUGUUUUGCUUAAAAUCCCUCCUUCCUCACCAUCUCAGGUGGACAACAGGGAAGGAAACUGUUUCUUAUUGAACUUUGUAUCAAGGAGCUGCUUCGUCUUCUCAAAGUCUUUUCAUGCUGUGUUUUGCCAGCAGAUCGACAUUAACCUGUCUCUAUCACCUGUAGAUCAGAAGACUGUCAGGAUGCAGAGCAGCCACAUAGCAGGCUCCCACAGUCAGCUGAUCAACUCUGAUCUCUUCAUUUUUAAUGAAUAGUUGUAGCAGUUACCCUGCAGGACUCAGUCAGUCAGAAUUGUUCUAAAAUUAGGCCACAACUAGGGACCUGAGAGGACUGUAAUCAACAAUUUAAAUAGCUAAAGUCUCAAAAACCUGCUAAAACACUGACUUAGUGCUUAAUUAAAAUUUUAAUAUGCUUACAGAAAGUAAAAAUGUAAACCUGAAUUUAGCAAUUCAGUCAGAGCAAUGAGGAGCUGUAGCUGGAAUCCACCAGUGUGACAAAUGGCACCCAAGAUGAAGAUACACAAAUCAAGCAAACAUCCCUCUUAAGAUUAUUUUUUGUCAUUGCAUACGUCGUUCAGUUUGCUUGGCUUGUCCUGUUUGAUCUACCCAUGUGUGUAAGGAAAAGAAGCUGAAUGGACUUGCCAUGUACCCUUUCCAAGCUGCAGCUUGCUUCUCUUCUUGUUGUAGACUCAAAAGUUAGCUCCAACUGACUCCCUUUGCUAGCAGUCAGCCCCCAGUCCCACAUGCUGAUCUUCCCUCCUCACAAGUCCCUUCUCUCUGAUGACUUUGCCAGCCCUCAGCAUCUUGCUUAUUCCUCCACUCGUGCAGCCUCUUUGCUGGCAGCAACAGCGUGUUUGCUUGGGAGCUGUCCUGGAUAAUGCUUUCCCACUUUCCUGCAUCUAGAAAGGCUGCUGACCCACAGGAGAACUGUGUCUGGGCAGAGACCACGCAGAGCCAAAUCUCUGGGUGGUAAUGGCAUCUGCCCUGGCUGCUUUGGCUCUGGCUUUUUGUCACAGCUUUGUAUGCCCUGACACAUCUUCUGCAGGCAAAUCAGUUCAGAGCACCGGGGUUAUCCAGCAUCUCCCUCCCACCUAUCCUGUGUCUGGUUAGCUGCCCACAGUCAGCCCUUGUGUUGUGCCAAGUCAAGCCACAGGGACUUCUGGACCAACAUGCUGCUGUCACCAGCCCUGGAGCAUCCAUUGGUGCUACCUGUGGCCCCAGCCUAUUUACACAUUGUUUAUGGCCCUGCCCUGCCAGACAGUUUGAGAGUCUCUCUCGCACAGAACUGAGGGAAAGCCACACAGGCUGUGUCUAUCUCAGCUGUGGUGUGUGGUCAGUGGGCUGCCUUUGCAGCCACAGCCCUCCCAUCAGCAUGGAAACAGCAGCAGGCAGAAAGGGGCAGCUCCUCUGUCACCAGUGCCAGCUGGUGUCACUGUGGCCAUUCCAGGCUUGGCCCUUUAAAAGUCAGUGUCAGUGUUUUGCUGAGAGCUCUGUGUUACCUGUUUAUGUGCUGCCAGGCUUCAGCUUUGGAAUGCUGUGGUCAAGGAGCAGCAAGCUGCAUCCUGGCAGGGCACCUUCUGCUCCUUCUUGGUCUGCUUGUCCAUUCCCAAUGACCAGGUCUUGGGUAAUAACUGGCAUGUCCCAGACUUUACUGUGUUUAUGUACCUCUCACAAAUGAAGUUUCUUCAAAUGCAAGUGAGUUUGCUUGAAGCUCUGACUCUACCCAAGUCUGCUUGGAGCUGCUGGGAGCCUUUUUUUGGGAUCUUUCUCUGUUUAACCUGUGCAUCAAAACGCUUUCCAAGCAGCCUUCAUGCUGCCCUCACCAAAGAAAGAAACCUGUGAAAGGUGCUGUACCAAUAUGUUUUUUCCUGCCCAAGUUCGAGGUGAAACAGGCUAGCAGGAAUCCAUCAGGAAACAGGAGCUGCUGUCUUUCAAAAAGACAAACUGCUGCCAGUCACAGUGGCUCCCCACACACGAGGCCAUGCAGUCCAGCUCCUGCUGUACCCCGAGCUCAGCAGGGGCCAGUGGAUGCUCCCAUGGCUCUCUGGGGGCUGCAGCUCCCAGGCCCAGCACUGGCCAGCCCAUCUGUGUGCCUGUCAUGGGCUACCAGUGCCAGCUUGGCUUCCUGACGUUAUACAACCCAAAAUCUGCAGAGCAAAGAGAAGACAGUUCCCUCUUUCCAUAGAGUGUAUUUAAUUUGUGUGUUCCUGCUCCUUUCUCACCACAGCCAGUGUCAUCAGCUGUCCUGUUAUUUCAGGGAUGGCCAAGGAGGUGUGCAGUUCCCAUCUCACCACCUGGAGCAAGGGGAGGUUUGGGAUUUCCCACUCUGCCCACCCACAAGCACCUUCAGGGAAGCUCUCCUCAAAUUCAGGUCCUCCACCUCUCCAAAGAGCACCUCCCUCAUGAGAACAAGGAUUUGACAUGUUUUUAGCCAGUCAGUCCUAUUCUGGGGAUUAGUCAGCAUGGGUAACAUUUGCAUCUUACCCUUUGAUGUCUGCUGGUUGUGGAUUUAUUUUUGGAGCUAGUAUCACUGUUCUUCUUUACAUUUUCUCCCCAAAGGUUGUCCUGUACCACUUGCACUGUCUAUAUAAAAUGAAUUCAUGACCUUGACUUUUGCAGGCAAAUAUUUUAGCCAUCUUCCACCUAAACUUUGAUUGUGCCAUGAAGAAUCCCUCUGCACUAAUGGUGCCAGCAUAGUCCUUUACAUCCUUACUGGAGGAUUUCUUUGUUCCUCCUUUACACCAUCCUUUUGUAUGUGCUGCUUGUAACCAAAGGGCUUGUGCUUCAUUUCUCACAGCCCACAGCACUCCUCAAGCUUCUGUAAUGUGGGCUCUGAGUUCCCUCUUCCAUUUGAGCUGGAAACUAUUAAAGGCCGUUGACAGCUUCAGAACCAGCUGGGUUUUGUCUACUAAAGUUGUUUUUUCUUUCUCUUUUUUUUUUUUUUUUUUUUUUUUUUUUUUUUUUUUUUUUUAAUUCUUUCUUUUUUCCACUGUGUUCACAUCCAUCACUUACAGCUCAGGAGUGAAACACUGCUACAGUCUUCUCUUGUCAACUCUCUCAGGAGAAGGCUGGGCUUUUAGCUUUUCCAUCAAACUCUUAUGCCUUUGGUCCUAAUGUUCAUUGUUCAGCAUCCCUUGAAGCCAGGGUCUUUGGUUCCUUUCUUUGUGUUUUUGCUUCAGUCUGCUCAGCAUUUUUUAGCUGGUGUCACUGUAUUACACCUCCUGGGGUCCACUGACCUGUUGGGCUGAAAAUGAGUAGAGAAGUCAUCCCACUGGUUUUAAAAGAUGCCUAGACCUAGACAGAACCUGCUCAACUCUGAAAGUUUAAAGCUUCUUUUCAGCUUGUUAUGGAAGAGCAAGCACUUUUCCAAGAAAAGGUAUGUUUUUCAUGACUACUGCAUCAUGCUCUGUCUGAGAGGGGAUGCUGCCAGGUAAGAGCAGCUCCACUAUCCACAGCACUUUGUGCCUGCAUUGCUCUGGCUCUGUAUUUCCUGGCCUGGACUUUUCUGCUCUUGGCCUCUCCUCAGUUGGUCUCUCGCAGCUAUGAUAUUCACUCAGAGGUAGAUACUGCCUCCAGCAAUUUAUUUUACCUGUCUCAUGUUGUUACUUGUGGUUACACCAGUCACGGGAUUUAUUUUGCCUUUUCAGUCUCCACUGUUUUUCCAGGUUUCUGCUGAGAUUUCUCUUGAUUCAGACUGACAAGCUCUUGCCAAUUUUGUCUUUCCCCUCGUGACUUCCCAAUAUCAAUGCUGUACUUGGAGUCCAAGUGCCCUUCAUGCCCCAAAUCUGCAAGAUAAGUAAACUUAGAAAAUCAUUAGGGUGGACUUUGACUGCUGCUGCCUCCAUCAAAGACUAGGAUUAAAUUAAGUCCCUUUGAUAAACUGAGCUGAUGGGCCAAUUUGGAGUGCGCAUGUGGUAUUAUGAGCCUCGCGGGACUUAUGAUUAAAAGACAUGAGAGAACACAAUUAUUUAGAGAGCUACCAGGAGAUUGCUGUAGCUCACUAGUCACUUCUUUAUCAGAACAAAAGAAGAGUCCAAUUCUCCAGGAUGACAGGCAGCUCCUGGGAAGUGUCCGUGAGUCUCUAAUUGCUGCGGGAGGCGGGGCUCCUGCUUUGAUGUGUGCUAUAUCACUGCAGGACGGUGCUGGGGAGAAAGCCACUCCAACCACUUCUGUCCCCUGGGCGCUUGGUCCAGGAGAGAAACCUUCCACACAGGUGGCUUCUUUAUCUCUUUUUACAGUUGCUUGGGUUUUUGGUUUUUUUCCCACCAUAAACUGCAGCUGCUUUUGCAGCAAGAUAGAGCUCAGCUGGGUUUCUUUGCUGGACUGUGAUCAAAUCCUGACCGGCACAGGGAGCUCAGUGCAACCAGAGCUGACUCCCUGCAUCAAAUCUUCAAGGCUGGGCUGGAUCCUGAGCCAACAGGAGAAGUCAUGUUAGCUUAGGCUCUGCAGCAAGCCCUGGAGAUGAGAAAUGUCUGACUGGACACAAAUACAAUUUUGCCUGUACUUUUUUUUUUUCUCAGGGUCAGGCUAUUGAGUCAGGGCUGGAUAGCAUAUCUAAUUGUAGCAAGGCUAUUUUUCUCACUUUUUUUUUAUUUUUUAAGCGGAACAUUCAUGCUGCAUUUUAAUUACAACAUUUAGAACAUGUUCAAAUAGCUUGGGCUCAAAUUGAUCUUGCUUUUCAGCCAGAAAGCUUGUUUUUCAUCUAUUAUAAUAAUAAAUGUGCUAUUGAUAAUAGUUUAGGUGCAAUACAGCAAAGCUUUGUGUUAUGCAUCAGCUCUGAAGGCUCAAAAUUUUCUUAUUAUCCAUUACUGACAUGACAGUUUACAAAUAUUUAACAAACAAAUUACCAGGUUUUCCUUGUUCCCUCUUAGUUUGCAGUCUCAGUCCUUUUGACAGCUGAAUUCAGGAUUAAUGAUAAUCUUGUUUAAGACAAUUGUUUGCUAGCAAACAGGUUUAUUCUCUAAACCUACAAGUGCAGUAGGAGAACUAACACUGACACUUUGAAUUAAAUCUCAUCCUCAAAGCAAAUUUUUUAGCUUUAUUCCAUCCAGUUCUCCUAAGAAGAAAUUGGAUUUGCCUGGUAAAGUGUUUAGACCUGUUAAUAAUUUUUUAGUUUAUGUAGUCAUUUUAUAUAUAGACACUUAACAUGAAGGGCUAGAAAAAGGAGUAUUUUUUCUCUGCCAGCCCUGAGCUUUCUGGGUCUAUUCAGGCUGUAAACAUUUUAAAGUCCUUUCUGAACACAAGCAGGGGAGCAAAGAGACCACCUUGACCCUCCAUGGAAAAGAGAGAUCCAGAAGGACAAGCUGGAUUUGGUUUUCUGGAGAGCACUGAGCAGCACUGGGAAACAUUCA
This is a messenger RNA of Parus major (Great Tit), 12802 nucleotides long. RefSeq names its product solute carrier family 15 member 2 (gene SLC15A2). The record is from RefSeq and is a predicted model, not a curated record. Lineage: Eukaryota; Metazoa; Chordata; Aves; Passeriformes; Paridae. Gene Ontology annotation, cellular component: membrane. Gene Ontology annotation, biological process: oligopeptide transport; transmembrane transport. The coding region runs from base 167 to 2374 and encodes 735 amino acids. Gene Ontology annotation, molecular function: dipeptide transmembrane transporter activity. The transcript has 22 exons.